Messenger RNA from Zophobas morio, 2468 nucleotides. Its product is annotated as protein GPR107-like. The transcript has 6 exons. Lineage: Eukaryota; Metazoa; Arthropoda; Insecta; Coleoptera; Tenebrionidae. Gene Ontology annotation, cellular component: membrane; Golgi apparatus. The record is from RefSeq and is a predicted model, not a curated record. Gene Ontology annotation, biological process: transport. Bases 252 to 1853 code for a protein of 533 amino acids.
CAUGUUAAAUGUCGAUGUAAAUUUUUGACGUUUGUAAUAAUUUUACUUAGUGAAGUUUUUUUAUGGAUUUUGCCGAAAAUUUGAUUUCAUUUAAUGUACACUAAAAGGAAUCUAAAGAUAUGUGUAAUUUCUGUGUUAUGAGAAUUAUAAAAUAAGAAGCUUAAAAAUUAGUACCUCACAAGAACAUCGCAAGUUUAAACAUGAACAAUAAUCAAUUUUAAAAUCUCUGAAUCACUCUUCACGUGUCAAAAAUGGCAAUAAGCAGUACAAUUUUCCUACUCAUUCUAUGGUGCAUGUGUUGUUUGGGACGGAUACACAAAUUAGAUAUCACAAACGAUGGACGUAAGUACAUAGCCUUAAGCACCUUUGGAUUUUACCAAGGAGGCAUCUUAGACGUUCAGUUAAAGAAUUUCCGAGCCACUCCGGAAAAUGAUUCUGCAGUGUUUGGCUUUAGCUUAGAUCGUACUAUAAAUGACGCUAUGAAUCCAUAUUUGGAUAGCCAUCCGGAUCGUUGCAUUUUACAAGAUCCUAUUAGCAAAGCAAAUGAUCAGGCUAUUAUUUACUUUAUAUUAGAAUUAAAAACCAAAAAGUUAAAAAUUAAAUGUGAGGACCAACAGCUUGUACAUAUUUAUAAGAACAGGGAUGAUGUUCCCACUUUGUUAUCAGUCCAUCGACAAAAAAGACAAGAUGCUGAUCAUUGCAGCAACUUGAAUUUUGACAUAACGUCAGAAGUGAUCAAAGGAAAGACUUAUUAUAAUGCUAGCUUCACAUUGUCCGUUGCCACAGUGGCUGAAGAAGGAUUGUACAAUUUAUACUUCCAUAGCUGCCCUAAUUAUCACCCUGGUACAGAGGUUUCUGUUGAUUUUACAAUUGAAAUUGUCGAACACAAUAUGAGCAGUUUUCUUUCUGCUGGUGACAUGCCGUUACCAGCUUUAUACUCCAUGAUGGCAAUAUUAUUUCUUCUUUCUGGCAUGUUUUGGGUUUUCCUGUUACGACAAUCAAGGCAUCCAGUUUUUAAAAUUCACUACAUGAUGGCCGUUUUGGUAUUUCUGAAAGCAAUUUCUUUAGCUUUCCAUGGAGUAAAUUACCACUAUAUUGAAAGACUCGGUGUGCAUUUAGCAACAUGGGCUGUGCUUUUCUAUGUUGCUCAUCUAUUAAAAGGAGCUUUGCUUUUCAUUGUGUUGGUACUCGUGGGUACAGGGUGGACUUUCAUAAAACACGUUCUAGCACCACGAGAUAAACGUCUUUUUAUGGCAGUUAUUCCAUUACAAGUUUUAGCAAAUGUUGCUGAAAUUAUUUUAGAAGAGAGUGAAGAAGGGGCUCGAGAGCAUGUAGCUUGGAGAAAUGUUUUUAUUCUUGUGGAUUUGCUAUGUUGUGGUUGCAUUUUGUUCCCAGUUGUUUGGUCCAUUCGUCACUUGCAAGAGGCGUCGCAAACUGAUGGGAAAGCGGCAAUGAAUUUGCGGAAAUUGAAAUUAUUCAGACACUUUUAUGUGAUGAUUGUGUGCUACAUUUAUUCCACUAGGAUUAUUGUUUAUCUGCUGAAAAUGACAGUGCCAUUCCAGUAUGGAUGGUUAGAUGAAAUGUUUAGGGAAAUGGCUACUUAUGUCUUUUUUGUACUAACAGCGUACAAAUUUAGACCAGCAGCUCAUAAUCCAUAUUUUGCACUCAGCGAUGAUGACGACGAUGAUGAAGAAAUUGAUAAAGUACUUACUGAAUCGGGAGCUACUGAAGGUUUAAGCAAAGUUAAUUCCAGAAUAAUCAAAGUGCCCCUGCAAUCAACGUUGACAGAAGUAACUGAAGAAGAGAAAGACGCGUUGUUGGGCCAGCCUGAAAGCAGUCAUGAGUAUGACUAAUUUUGUAUUAUAUUAAAAUGAGGCUUUAACAUUGUAACUUCUUUGUCCUACUGUGAUAGUGUUUUAGCUUGUCAUUUUUCAUGCACACAGUUUUGUUAUGGCUACUCAUUCAGAUUUAAAAUAAUGCAUUUCUUGUAAUUUAUUGCUGAUUUUUUCAGUGAAGUGUAAUAUAACAAUAAAUCUUAAUAAAUCUGAGUUAAGAAGUUUUAGAUUACCAGAAAGACUCAAGAAAAUGCUUAAUUUUGUGCCCUAAGCGUCAAACAUGGUUAUCCUCCUGCACUGAGGAGUCAAUCUUCUUAAUUCCAUAUUUUUAGUGUUUAUUGCAUAAGUGGUAGGUACUGAUUUAACUCACAUCUUUCUUGGUGAUUGGUUAAUUGUACAUAGUCGUACACAAUUUUACAUUUAAUAAAUUAAUAAAUUUUACACUAACUGACACUGAAUAAGAUUAUAUUCAACAUCUAAUAAACAAUUUCCUUAUUAUUUUCAAAUCUCAGCUGUGCAUUUUUAUCGCCGAAACCACAGGUUAAUGACCAUCAAAUUCUAUUCAUCAAAAUGUUAUAAUUAAGGCCUUGUGACAUAUGAAUUUAAAAAUAAAGAAAAACAGUUUUAAAAGUG